Molecule: messenger RNA, 1880 nt
Organism: Arachis stenosperma
Lineage: Eukaryota; Viridiplantae; Streptophyta; Magnoliopsida; Fabales; Fabaceae
Product: heavy metal-associated isoprenylated plant protein 35-like
Exons: 3
Coding region: 100-936 (278 amino acids)
Molecular function (GO): metal ion binding
Source: RefSeq, a predicted model, not a curated record
AAUAAAUGGUACUCACAAUAUUCUCAAGUACCAUAAUUCAAACUCAAAUCUCAAUUGGUUUCUCUUAAUUCAAUUCAAUUCAAUCCAAUCUACACUUCCAUGGUUCCAGCUGAAUUGCAGAUACUGCAGAAACCUCGAGUAACAGAGGUACAUGUUCGAAUGGACUGUCAAGGAUGCGUGCAGAAGAUCAAGAAAGCACUCUCCGGCAUCAAUGGUAUAUAUGAUCUAUAUAUUGAUUACCCCCAACAGAAGAUAACAAUCAUAGGUUGGGCAGAUCCAGAAAAGAUUCUCAAGGCAAUCAAGAAGACAAGGAAAAUUGCCACCAUUUCCAAUAUAGAUCUUCCAACCGAUGUGCCGCAACCACCACCACAAGAAGAAGCAGAACCAACACAACAACCAGAACCUGAAGCAAAUUCAGAAAAGGCACCUGAACCAGCACAAGAAGAAGCACCACCACUACCAGAGGAACCCCUGAAAGGCGAACCACCAACCAAGGUAACAUCACCAAGACCUCCAGAGAAUAAUAAUGAAUGUCAUUGCCAGAAUCCACCACCUAGCACCCCGGAAACUAGAGAUGUUGGAGAGGUUCAUGUGAUGCACCAACAUCACCCAUAUAACUAUGUGAACAGAUAUGAUUUUGGCCAUAACUAUGUAGGAUAUUCGGAUAGAUUUCAAUACCAGAAUAGGAAUAUGCCAAUGUUUCUAGGAGAGCGACCCCAACAUGUUCAUGUGACACAUAGCUACAAUGCUUAUAGGCCAUCACCUUAUGUCACUGAAUAUGAGUAUGUUAGGUCACCACCAAGGUACAGACAUUAUAAUAGGAUGGAAUACUACACUACUAGAGACUACAAUCACUCCUACUACAAUGGCAAUGGAAAUGGAAACAUCACAUCCAUGUUCAGUGAUGAGAACCCAAAUUCAUGUAGGAUAGUGUAGGAGAAGAACAUUAAGGUUGUUCUUGGUAAGUGUUUCAACUUUCAAGACAAAAAUAAUAUUGUGACUUGAGACGAUGCCAUCAAGUUUUUCAUGGCAAUUCGGCAAAACAACAAAAUUUGAGCUCAGAAAACAAAAAUAUGGGAUAAAGUAUGUUUUUUGUCUCAUAUUUGUAUUUUUUUUUCCAAAAAGACCUAUAACGUUUAAUUUCAUUCAAUUUUGUCUCUAACGUUUUUAAUGUGUCAAAAUUGUCCCUGAAUAUUAACUUCAUCUAAAAUGUUAGGGAUAAAAUUGAAAACAUCCAGGAAUAGUUUUGACACAAAUAAAAAACAUUAGGGACCAAGUUGAAUGAUCUGAAAACGUUAGGAAUAAAAUUGAAUGAAAUUAAAUGUCAGAGAUAAUUUUAAAGAAAAUCAUAAACAUUAAGGACAAAAAGUAUACUUUACCAAAAAAUAAUGUAUUUUUGGUUUUGCAAGUGAGGGAUGAAAACAAGAAUCAGAUUCUCAUCUUUUGGGUGUGCCAGAAGAACUGAUUCUAGAUUCCUUUCCCCAGAGAAAACAAUGCAUGCUACCUUAUUUUUCAUAAAACAAAACGUAAGCAUAUAUUCACAAAGAUAUUAUUGAUGACUUGCAGUACUAUUCCCAUAGUCCCAUGGUUUUCCUUAUUUGAAAACUUUAUCUUUGCAAAUCCUAGAAAUGAGAACAUGCUCAACAAGUAGAAUACUAGAUUCCUAGUGAAUUCUAAGUCUAGAAUGAUGAUGAUUGCUAUCCCUACUGAAUCCAUUCAGUUAAUAUAUUGCAUCAUUCUGGUUCUAUGGGUAAGCAUAAUCAUGCUUGUGAUGCCGUAAAAUGCAUCAAAUAGAAAAGGGCCAUACUAAAAUCUUCAGAUAAAAAUGAUUAUAGUUCAAUGAAAUAAAUUUCUGCACUGUUUCUCACCCUUUAAUUUCU